Molecule: messenger RNA, 1242 nt
Organism: Acytostelium subglobosum LB1
Lineage: Eukaryota; Evosea; Eumycetozoa; Acytosteliales; Acytosteliaceae
Exons: 3
Coding region: 1-1242 (413 amino acids)
Molecular function (GO): protein binding
Source: RefSeq, a predicted model, not a curated record
AUGCCAGGCGGAGGUAGAGCAGCAAUGAUGAAGAGAAAGGCGGCACAGAAACAAGCCGCCACUACUUCUACAAACAACAAAGCAACAAAGACAAAGACGAUAAAGAAGAAGUUGUCUUUGGAGGAGUUGAUUGAAGAGGGCGAGAAAUACGCUCAAGAGUAUAAGUUGGACAUGGCGGUCAAGAGCUUCAAAGAGGCAUUGUCAAUCGAUACCAAUAACACUCUGUUGAUGGAUACGAUUGGCGAGCUGAUGCUGGAGCUCGGUGAGUUGAAGCAGGCCAAGCAAUACUUUACAAAGUCGAUCGAGACCAACCCCAACGACAGCUCGUCCAAGUACAUGAACCUCGGCCAGCUGCUGGGUGGCGCCGAUGCCAUCCGUUGCUAUACCAAGGGCAUCGAGAUCAUGGAGACUGAGCUCAAGGAGCUGAUAGCUGGUGCGCCUCAACAAGUUGUCGCCACCACUCAACAGAAGCAGAAGGAGCAGCAACAGGCACAACAACAACAAACAAAGAAUCAAUUACAACAGAAUAAUAAGAAUAAGAAGACAAAGGAUGGAAGAUUGGUCGAGGAUCAAAGGAUUGACAUUGGAGACGACCAAGACGAGGAGGAGAUGCUAGACGACGACGAGGAAGACGGAGAGGUGGACCAAGUGUUCAUCCUCAAGGAUCAAAUAUGUUCUGCUCUUUGCUCCCUCGCUGAGUUAUACCUCACUGAUGAAUGCUUCGACGAGGAAGCCGAGGUAAAGUGUGAGACUCACUUGAGAAAGGCGAUAGAGUAUACACCAAUGUCACCAGAGCCAUAUAGUUUGUUGGCUAGUAUGAAGAUCAGUCAGGUCAAGAAUGAUGAUGCACUGGACUUGCUGAAUCACUCGUACUCGCUGUGGUCGAGUCUCGAGGUGGACCAACGUCCCUCACUCGAGUACCGCUAUGGUAUUGCACAGAUGUUUGUAGAGUUGGAUCAGUGUCGCACUGCCGUCGACAUCCUCGAGACAUUGGUCUACGAGCAAGACAACAUUGCCGAGAUCUGGCACACACUAGGCGUCGUCUACGAUCGUCUGAAAGAGCCAAGAUCAGCUCUUGAAUGCCUGGAGAGUGCUGCUCAAUUGUUAUCAAUAGCUCAUGAUGGAAUGGAUGAGGAGCUGCAGGCUCAGAUCGACAGUCUGCUCCCCAAGGUGCAGAAGGAUGUUGAGUUGCUCCCACCAGAAGAGGAUGAUGAUGAGGAAGAUGAGGACAUGGAGGAAUAA